Molecule: messenger RNA, 316 nt
Organism: Meleagris gallopavo (turkey)
Lineage: Eukaryota; Metazoa; Chordata; Aves; Galliformes; Phasianidae
Source: RefSeq, a predicted model, not a curated record
GGGGGCUGAGCUCUCGUUUGCUUUCGUACCGCACACCUGGGUUGGACGCUGGACGCCAUGUUGUGGAAACUGGCAGAUAACGUCAAGUACGAGGAGGACUGCGAGGACCGCCACGAUGGGACCAGCAACGGGAACCCGCGCCUCCCGCACCUUUCGGCGGUCAGCCAGCAUCUGUACAGCCCGGCCCCGCCGCUCUCCCACUCCGGAGCCUCCGACUUCCAGCCUCCUUACUUCCCCCCCCUUACCAGCCGCUGCCUUACUCCCAAUCCAGCGACCCCUACUCGCACCUCGGGGACCCGUUCUCCAUCAACCCGCU